Molecule: messenger RNA, 1497 nt
Organism: Cladophialophora carrionii CBS 160.54
Lineage: Eukaryota; Fungi; Ascomycota; Eurotiomycetes; Chaetothyriales; Herpotrichiellaceae
Exons: 2
Coding region: 1-1497 (498 amino acids)
Source: RefSeq, a predicted model, not a curated record
AUGGACUUCGACUUCGCGGCUUGUCUGGCCAGGCUAGAUCCUACUUAUGAAUAUCAGAUCGACAAGCUCGCCGGUGGCGUUGUGAACGUCACCGCACGAGCGACUAAAGUGGGCUUUGCUUCCACAUCUGCUAGGCUGCCAAUACCGCAGCGGCAUGAGAAUCUGAAGAUGGGAGACGGCGACCUCGAACCUGGUCACGGCCGAUUCGCAGACCAGAAAACGCUCAUCUUGAAGCAUGCGCCCCCUUUCAUUGCUGGUGUUGGUACGGAUGCUCCUAUGUCUCAAGAACGCCAGAUGAUAGAAGCUGCCGCCCUUCGUUUAUUCCUCCCAGUCUCUGCGCGCGGGAAAGGAUCACCGCCAACGUCGGACGAGUGCGAUGCAGCACCUCUCCACUGGAUACUGGUCGAGUCAGGAGUCAUGGUCCCAACACUCCUUCAUUACGACCAUGGUAAUCACAUUCUGGUUAUAUCGGACCUCGGACGUCUUUCAGACAUGUCGCAGGUCUUCAUCCACCUGGGAGGAUUCACGCCCGGGUCCUCUAGCGCGGCAUUGAAGGCACCCACAUGUGCCCCUAGGUUAGGUUGUCCGCUCGAGGCUCUCGAGAUCCAGAGUUAUCGAGACACUGGUGAGAAACUUGGUAGCUUCUUUGCACGCCUGCAUGACCCUGGCACCCACCGCGCCAUUACGGAGACAGGACUUCUUCCUUCACAGGACGUCGGUCGUGAUGACCCAGUGGCCGCACAUGUUUUCCCCUCGCUGCCGGAACUGAAAAGCUUCGUUCACCACCAUGCAAUCAAGCCACUCCUGUCGCAGCUCCUCAAGUUCCCCUCGCUGCUCGAUGAUGCAGAAGCAGCGGUGCUCUUCGCUGCAGUGGAAGCAGACUUUCUCCGAACAUGUCCUCCAGAGGAACAAUGUUUCGUUCUGGGCGACUGCUGGACUGGAGCAGUGUUGCUUGACCUCCGUCCUGGCAUCGGCCCUGUGGGAGUUGCUGUUAUCGACUGGGAGUUCUCGAAUACAACAGGUCGAGGGGUCAAUGGGGACGUCAGCCAAUUCCUUGCUCACCUGGAAUGUCUGCGAGUCGCUGCGCUGACGCGCAAAGUCCAACUCGUGGGUGGUCACUUGUCAGCCGUGAACGGCAUCGUGGAAGGCUUUGUGCAGAAGUACAGGACCAUGCAAACGAAGAGAUUUGACGACCGGAUCAUGCGGUCAGCAUACCUAUCACAUGGCGCAGAAAUCAUCAAUUGCGCCUUUUGGAAAACGUGGGUUUGCGAAGAUCUCCAAUGCGUGUUUUGUACCAGGGAGGCUGGAUCGGUUCCUGAGCCUGAGACCCAAUGCAUCCUUAUCACCAAAUUGGUAGAUCGCGGCCUCUCUUUCUUGAGGGCAGCUGUUGCUGAAGACCCAUAUGCGAUGACAGCCCAGCUGAGGCAGGGCAUCUCGACUUCGGAAUCAGAAGGUGCGCAACUGGCAGGCUUGUACGACUUUUUCGAAAGACCUUGA